CUUCUGGGCUCAAGGAGGAGAAGAGGAAUCUACAAGCCGACAAGAUGAGAUCCAAGGCGAGGGCGAGGAAACUGGCCAAAAGUGACAGCGACAUUGUAAAUAAUAUGUAUGAGCCUGACCCGGAUCUGCUUGGCGGUGACAGCGCGGAAGAGGAGACAGAGGACAGUAUUAUGUCACCUAUUCCUGUAGGACCUCCCUCACCCAGCGAAGACUUUACCCCAAAGGAGGGGUCACCCUAUGAAGCCCCCGUCUACAUUCCUGAUGAUAUUCCAAUCCCCCCUGACUUUGAACUGAGAGAAUCGUCUAUACCAGGAGCUGGUCUAGGAAUUUGGGCCAAGAAGAGAAUUGAAAUUGGGGAAAGAUUAGGACCUUAUAUCAUGAUACAGAAGACCACAUUAAAGGAAACUAAUCUAGGAUGGGAACAAAUUCUGCCUGAUUCCGAAGUGACAUCACAAGAUGGCUGUCUAAGAAAGGUUUCAGAGGAGCUGGUGGAUGAAAAGUUAUGCAUUGAGAACAACCAAUCAGGUUCCGGGAACUGGCUUAAAUUUAUUCGAAUUGCUUGCUCCUGUGAUGAACAAAAUUUAGCCAUCUGUCACCUGAAUGACCAGCUUUUUUAUAAAGUUAUAAAAGACAUUGAGCCUGGAGAAGAAUUGUUGGUUUAUAUGAAGGAAGGGAAUUUUUCCCUGGGAAGUAUGCCCCCAAAUCUUGAAGAGGAACACACAUUUCGCUGCGAAGACUGUGACGAACUCUUCCAGUCCAAGCUAGAUUUAAGGCGGCACCAGAAAUAUGCUUGCAACACAGUCAACCACAUAUAUGAGUCUCUGAGCGAAGAGAUCAAACAAGAGGGGUUUGAGAAUGAACAAGCACAUGAGUGCAAAGACUGUGAACGCCUCUUCCCCAACAAAUACAGUUUGGAGCAGCAUAUGAUCAUUCAUACCGAAGAACGGGAGUACAAAUGUGACCAGUGUCCCAAAGCCUUCAACUGGAAAUCCAAUCUGAUUCGCCAUCAGAUGUCACAUGACAGUGGCAAGAGAUUCGAGUGUGAGAACUGCGUAAAGAGCGAGUCCUGGUUUCCAAGUGAUCUUCCUUCCAGAUUACCCAUAUAUUUGAACUGCAACAACAACACUGAAGCGGAACCUCACACACCUAAAGUAGACGUUUUCACUGACCCCAGCAACCUCCAAAGGCACAUCCGUUCCCAGCACGUUGGAGCCCGGGCACACGCCUGCCCUGACUGUGGCAAAACAUUUGCCACCUCGUCGGGGCUCAAGCAACAUAAGCACAUUCAUAGCACUGUCAAACCUUUCAUAUGUGAGGUCUGCCAUAAAUCGUACACACAGUUCUCCAACCUGUGUCGUCAUAAACGAAUGCAUGCAGACUGCCGCACACAGAUUAAAUGCAAGGACUGUGGACAGAUGUUUAGCACUACCUCCUCCCUCAACAAGCACCGACGCUUCUGUGAAGGCAAAAACCAUUACAAUCCCGGUGGGAUGUUCGCUCCUGGUCUGCCCUUGACCCCAAGCUCUUUGAUGGACAAGUCUAAACCUUCUCCAAACAUGAAUCACUCUAGCCUUGCUUUCAAUGACUAUUUUUCUUCUAGGGCACAUCCAGGCAGUUUGGCAUUUUCACCGGCUCCUCCUCCGUUUCCAACUUUAGCACCUGGAUUUCCAGGAAUUUUCCCUCCAUCGUUGUACCCCCGACCACCUUUAUUACCUCCUUCCCCACUGCUGAAAAAUCCCUUGAACCAUGCACGAGAAGCAAAGCUUCCCAGUCCGAUAGGCAGCCACCAACUGUCCCUCAUGUCCUCUUUGAACAGCAGCAACAGUAACCAGCUGCUCUCUCUGGAGGAAAAGUUUGAGAACAGUAUGGAAAAUUCAUACCUAGAAAAACAUAAAUCUAGGAGCAGUGACCUAUCAGAUGGAAGUGACUUUGAAGAUGUCAACACCACCUCGGGGACCGAUCUGGACACCACCACUGGCACUGGGUCUGAUUUAGACAGUGAUGUAGAUAGCGAAAGAGACAAAAACAAGGAGAAAAACAAACCCAUAGAAAACAAACAAGAUAUUGUCAGUAGUUCCGUUUCUAGUAGUUCUAAUAAUAACAUUGGCGAGAGGCCAUUUUUCUACACUCAACAUUCCUUCUUUCCACCUCCAGAAGAGCAGUUGCUUCCAUCAAUGGGGGCAGCAAAUGACUCUAUCAAAGCUAUUGCUUCUAUAGCUGAGAAAUAUUUUGGACCUGGAUUUAUGGGAAUGCAAGAAAAAAAAAUGGGUUCCCUCCCCUAUCAUUCCAUGUUCCCCUUUCAGUUCCUCCCCAACUUUCCUCAUUCUUUAUACCCAGCUUUUACAGAUCGGACAGUAAAUCACAACUUACUGGUGAAAGCUGAAUCAAAGUCUCCUAGGGACCACCAGAAGGUUAGCAACUCCAGCUCCGAGUCACCGUUUGAUCUCACCACCAAACCAAAAGAGAUUAAGUCAGCCUUAAUACCGCCCAAGGUUUUGGUACCUCAGACCUCAGGAGAGGAGCAGCCAUUGGACCUUAGCAUUGGUAACAGAAGUAGAGCCAGUCAGAACGGAGCGAGGGAGACGCGGAAGAACCAUAUCUAUGGUGACAGGAAGAUGCUGACGGGUGAUAUGCUUUCGAAAAUCCCUCCACCUCCUCUUCCGCAGCAGCCGCCUCUUCACUACGCAAAACCUUCGCCUUUCUUCAUGGACCCCAUUUACAGCAGGGUGGAAAAGCGGAAGGUGACAGACCCUGUGGGGGCAAUGAAGGACAAGUACUUACGCCCAUCUCCUCUCCUUUUUCACCCCCAGAUGUCAGCCAUUGAAACCAUGACUGAAAAGCUGGAAAGUUUCGCCAACUUGAAAAGUGACACAGGAAGUUCGUUACAACCCCUCCCACACCAUCCUUUCAACUUUCGCUCUCCACCCCCAACUCUAUCAGAUUCAAUCUUGCGGAAAGGAAAAGAACGCUAUACCUGCAGGUACUGUGGCAAAAUCUUCCCACGAUCAGCAAAUCUGACCAGACAUCUCAGGACCCACACAGGAGAGCAACCAUACAGAUGUAAAUAUUGUGACCGAUCUUUUAGCAUCUCCUCCAACCUUCAGCGGCAUGUACGGAACAUACAUAACAAAGAGAAACCGUUCAAAUGUCACUUGUGUAAUAGAUGUUUCGGACAGCAGACCAACCUGGACCGACACCUUAAAAAACAUGAACAUGAAAAUGUUCCAGUGAGUCAGCACUCAGGAGUAAUUGGAAAUCACCAUGGAACCAGUGUUUCGUCCCCUAACUCCGAAUCAGAAAACCAUGCACUUUUAGACGAGAAAGAAGAUUCCUAUUUCUCGGAAAUUCGAAACUUUAUUGCAAAUAGCGAGUUGAAUCAAAAUUCAAGUUUAGCAGAAAAAAGAACAGAAAUUCAGGAUAUUGACAGUAGUUCUAAGUGUUGUGGCCUAGGCAACCAGAAACCAGAAGAUGUGGAUGAAGAUGAUGAUGAUGAUCUUGAAGAAGACUAUGAAGAUGGAAGUCUCACAGGAAAGUCGCACGAUGAGACCGUUUCUCCUACAAUGGAGACACAGGAACCAUAUGAGGAGGAUGAGGAAGAUGAAGAACCCACAUCCCUCACUAUGAGUUUUGAUCACACCCGAAGGUGUAUUGAGGAGGAAGAUGCCCGCCUGUUAGAUGUGGAGCAGAUUCCGAAUUUUGGGAAGGGGCUGGACCUUCGAAAAACAGCAGAGGAAGCAUUUGAAGUAAAAGAUGUGUUUAAUUCCGUCUUAGACUCUGAGACAUUAAAAGAAUCUCUGUACAGGCAGGCUAAAAACCAGGCUUAUGCAAUGAUGUUGUCUCUCUCUGAGAAUACUUCUCUACAUCCUUCUUCCCACAACUCCCUGGACACCUGGUUGAACAUGGCUGGUGCAGCAUCAGAAUCAGGGGCUUUUAACCCUAUGAACCAUUUGUAAAAAUACAAAUAAUACGUACAAACAAUGUUACAAUGUCAACCUUUCCGGCAAUGCAGAAGAUAGCUUGAAGGCAUCGAAGGGUCGUUAGGAAGAAACAUGGUGUUUCCUGCGACUUUGGCUACUGUUCAAUAAUCCUUUUGUUAAUUUUUUUUUUUUUUUGCGGGUCCUCUCAAAAGGUUUUCUUGUCUGUGGGAUAGGCCAAACUAAUGGCACACAUUCAGUACAUUCAUCCAAUUGUCUCUUGUGAAUUAUCAUACAGGCAUGCAUAAUAUAUGCAUUUAAAACCACUAGAAAUAUUUUACUUUGCAAACAUAAAAUGUAAAACCCAUAGGAUGGGUGGAAACCUUCAUGGUGCUGUACAAAAUUACUUUGUAAGAAGGUGUUACAUUGGUGUAUCAACUAGAGCCCAUUAAUGUCAACUUGGAGACAGACUUGUUAAGCAGAAGUUCACCCUAUGUGCCUGACAUUCAGUGACUGUAAGAAAACAGUUAUGUCUUGUUAGAUCUAGUUAAUGAAUGAUUUAAAUGGCAAAAUUGAAUAUAUUCCAAAAUAAUAGGUGUGCACACAUUUCCGUACAAUGACCAUACAGUAUGUAGAAAUUGUGAUUAAUGUGUAUCCUGAUGGUAGAGGGUAAAAACUGUUAUACAUUUGAUUAUUGUAUACAAAAAUUGGAAUAAAAGUCUCUAAAAUGGGAAAUUUGUAAUGUUUAAUAUAAAAAAAAAGUCCAUUAAUAAUUCACAUGUCAGGGGUUUAGCCCAGUAGUAAAAAGAAAACAAAAGCAAUAUAUAGUUUGCCGAAUAAUUUGGAUGGUAAAUAUCUGCAUUAAGAUAGACAUUUCCAUAAGCAUAGAUAACUAUAAUUGCUAUGGCUCACAGUUUGCAAUUGUGUGUUUGCCACAAAAGAAUUUCAGAGGCAUUCCCAGAAUUCCACUGGUUUGUACAAACUAAAAAUAUGUUAGUUAAACUAGAUUGUUAAUGGACUUUACAGGUAGCCAGUAAAACUGCAAGAGUUUUAAUCAGAAUACCAGCGCAGACACCACUGUUGUCUUUGUCAUGAGAGGGCAGUAUCCACAAAGAAAGUUUUGAUUUGAGUAUUUAAUAAUGAAAAAUAUACAAUUGAGGUGCAUAAGGUUUUAAGCCUUUUUCUGAUGUAGCUUGAAAAUAUUGGAAGCUGCUUAUAUAGACAUUUUUUACUAUCCUAAUGAUUUUCAAAACUCAACAUUUACAAGUUAUACCUCUUGGUAGAACACAUGUUUAUGUAGAGAAAAAUCAAAAUUUUCCAUUUUUUUUAACUUUUAAAUUAUUCUGCAAUGGGGCCAAAUAAAAAUAUUAAAACGUUAAAAAAAUAUAGUAAUUUGAAAUAUUUUUUUUUUAUCUGUAUAUAUGUUGUAAUUUUCCCCUCUGAUUUCUUUCUUAUUUUUAUUUGAUAACAGUAUUUUUGCAUUAGAUUUCAUUAUUGUGAAGAAAUGUUAAUAUAAGUGACUAGUGAGGACCAAAGCAGAGUAACAAGGUUUUUGUGCUGUACAAUAUAAACGGUGUUAGAAAACUUCGUGUGCCAAAUAAGGUUAAAAACAUUUUUUUUUGUUAGUUAUUUGCAGAUUACAGCCUUUUAAAAGUAUCAUCUUUCAACGUCAUAUUCUCUAGUUCGAUAGAGGCUUAAAGCUGUGAUCAAUUGUCAGUUUUAAAGACUACCACAAAUGAUCUUGCUGCGGUAUUCCAGACAAUCAUAUGUUUGUACAUUUUUUUUUUCGUUUCUAAUUAUGGGUUUUUUGCCUAAGUAUUGUAUUUAUUUGUUGUGUGUUGGGGAGGGGGUGUACAAAGACAAUUUGUGUCUUAAAAAUUAUUAAUUUUCUAAUGGUUUCACUUAAGCAAACAGCAACAUUGUGAUAUGAAGAAACUAAACUCACAAUUACACAAUGGCGAGUGCCAUAUUUUUUUUUUAAAUAUGUCACUGUCUCAAAGCUCAAAAAUGUUUAAAAAGCACUCUGUAAUGUACUGUAUUAAAAGCACUAGACACCUGGUUAAAUUAAAAAGAGAAACAAAUGUAAAUAUUUAGGUGUGUGGAAAAUUUAGUGAAAUUAAGUAUACCUUUCCCUUUAUCGAAGGUUUCAUUCCUUACCAUUCAAAUGGGACUUGAGUCAGGAGCUAAAAUAACCAUCCUUAUACAGUAAUGUCAUAUUUUGUUAUCAUAACGGCAUUGCAAAGUAUACACUGGAGGAGAUGGCAUCACCUCAGAUACACGUAGAGUAAAUCUUGUGGGCUUUUGAAUUUCAAGCUAAAAAUAUGUAAAUAUAAUGUUUACAAAGUUAUGCUAUUCUGCGAUUCGUCUCCUAGAGGGGGCCGUCUACAUUUUGCAAAACCAUAAUUCCUGAAUCCAUUGCAUGCCUUCAAUUUCUUGGUAGGUUUUUUUUUUUUUAAAGCUCAACUACUCAUAUUACAUUGCCCUAAUUUUGCUGUAGCAUAAAUUGUUCACUUUUUACAUAGAUUGGAAUCCCUUCUUUAUGCUCUGGCACUGAAUUGAUGAGAAAGGAUUGUAAGGCAAUAAAAGUUACUUUAACACGGGUUUGGCUAAUAGAAACGUGUCUACCAUAUCACCCAAAUUGGACGUUCCUUACUAUAAAUGACGUAUGACAUGCUCCAUCAUCAUCAUCAUCAUCAAUAAUAUGAAAAACGAAUAAUCCUGGUUUUUAAUGAAGACAUUAUUAGCUAACGCUUAGUAAGAUGAACAUUACAACAUACAUUAAAAUAUACUAAUAUUGAUUAUUAUUGCUUUCUGAAUUUUUAAAAGUAAUUUUGCCCUUUUCCACAUAACUCAAAAAGCACUAAGCUUCUUACAUCACUAUACUUUGACACUGCAUAAAAGUUAUGUUGACAGAGUUACCCUGCUACCUAUAAGUAUUUCUUGUGAGCCAUAGUAUGAAGUUGCUUGGACUAGUCAGUAGAAAACAAUUCAAGUUAUUGGGCGGUAUUCAAUUCUUGUCACCUCCUUCCACACCCGUUCUGUUUCUGCCCUCGGGGGCAUGGUAUAAUCAUUUCAGCUCGCUACCCCCAGCGAGGCACCCAACCCUUUACACAGCUAAACCUGAUCACUAUGGGCGCAAUAUGCGCGAUAAUGAGGAUCAUUUUAGAAAGGAGAUUUAAUCAUUUUAAUACCGCCCAUUGAGUUUUAAGAAAGAAUUCACCUUUUGAAGUCAUCAUGCAUUCUAAGAAAAAUACAGUUUAUUAGAUAGUGGGCAUUACUUUACGAAAAAAUAUUGACAUUAUUUGUCCUAAAUAAACUAACAACUCAUUAAGUUCGGAUUGUAAACACAUUGUUCUCAUUCAGCAGAUAUAAAACACUCAUAAAAUGUUAAACUAGUCCUAAAAUGUUACCCUUAUACAAAUUAAUUUAGUAACUGAAAAAUAGAAUGUACUAAAGGUUUAGAGCUGCAUGCUGUGUAACUUGGAAGGCGCCCAAGAUCUUAAAACAGUGAGCUGUCAAAUAAAGCAUUUCUUCAAACAGUUCCCUGUAGAAUGCGUACUACAAAAAGGAAAUUAAAUAGCUGGUAACACCCCUCCACUAAAAAGCAAAGAGUGUCUAAUAAAAUGAAUCUCAGGAGAUGUUACCAGGCAAAAAAAAAGGUUGUGAUCAUGCAAGUUCGUAUAUAUAUAUAUAUAUAUAUAUAUAUAUAUAUAUAUAUAUAUAUAUAUAUAUUAUGUGCAUGUGUGUGUACAAAGUAAGUAUGCUUCUCAGAACAGCGGUGAUUUAAUUUUGACACUACAGUGUACCAUAUAUACCAUUAGGUGAGUAGAUUCAGGUGGUUUACAAAAUUGGUCUCCAGUGAUAUUUUGGAAUCUAUCAGACAGACAGACACGUUAUUGAAUUUAAAAUUCACAUUGUGUUUAUAACAGAAAUUUGAUAAACUUUCUAGCAUUAACUUUACUUUUUAGUUAAUUAUGUCUAAGGGGCAGUUCAUAUUUUUAUUUAAAUUAUCUACAGGGUAUUUCCAACUGCAUGACUCAAAUAUCCCAGCUGUAUUCAAUUUUAAAUGUUCAAAAACCUAUUUGUUUAAAUUAUGCAAAUUUUGUGUUUCUUAUUGUUUGUUUUCUUACUUUCUCUUGUAACGAAGCUAAUAACAUACAUUCAAGUGCAUAAAGACACCAAAUAUUCACUAAACAACCCACCAGUUUGUCUGCAAUCUAUAUAUUACAUUUUACAAUAAAGUACUUUUGUGUAAAUUAAUUUAUUGCAAAAUCCUCAAUUUUUCUGAGAGAUAUCUUAAAUUGACAAAUUACUUGACCAGUUUUUUUUAAACACAUUAUAAUAUAAUAGUAAUAUGUAUAUCAUUUAGUAAUAAUUGGCUGUUUUUAAUUACUAUCAUUUUAAAUAUUUAAAAAAUAAGUAACAUUUCAUGAUUCAUUGUUAAAUUCUAAGGUCAUUGGACUUAAUUUUUUAAAUAUGUAUAUUUAAAAAAAAAAGAAUAUAAUCUCUUAAUGUUAAAUAGUGACCAUUGUUUUAAAGUUAAUAACUGAUUUGUUAAAUUCCUGAAUGCAUCAGUGAAGGAGACUGGUAAUUUCCCAACAGUGCAAAGCACUUAAACUAUUUUUUACAAUGUUUUUCCUUUUUCAAUUCUGUACAACACAUAAUAGAUAUGUAGUUCACAGGAUCUGCUGAAAGUACACAUUUUAAGCAUAUUAACAUUCCUCAUCAUUAAAUAAAAGACCAUGCAAAAUGUUUCCAUUAAUUGACUCCAAAACCUCUAAACUGAAUUCAGUUUACUUCAUAAUUUAUACUUUUACGCUCAGCGACCAACAUUGCCUAACCCUGUCUUGGAGAACAUAUGAGUGCAUACUUUAAUGCAUUAACUGAAUAUUUAGGUUUUUAUAGGUUUCUAAAAUUUUGUUGCCAAGGUGACUAUACUAGUGUUUUUUUUUUUAUUAUAAUACAAAUACUAGCUACUGCCUAAUUAUGAAAGCAUUGCAAAUACAUAGUCUUUUCUAUGUUAAAAAUAACCAGUAGAAAAUAAAAUUAUUCUAGAUUGCAAUUGUAGUGGGCAUUUGCUGUAAAAUAUCCAAAAUGUGAACUGUUGGGGCAGCUGGAUGUUUUAUGUGUAAGGCCACAUUCUGACUCUUGAUUCUUGACCUACCAGUCAGUAUCUCACAGGAUAUUGUGAUAUGUUUUAACACAACUACUGCAGACAAAGGCAAAUCUAUAUUAAUAACACAUUGAAGAAUGGUUAUUGAUUAUAUAUUGCUCAUAGAUAAGUCACAGUGCUGCAGCUGUGAAACUUUCCAAAUUUGAUUUCUUGUAGUACAAUUAAUUAUUUUUUAACUUGUCUAAGUACCAAGGACCAAGUGUGCAGGAUCUAUAUCGAAAAUCUGCCAAGAAGUAAAACAAAACUUUUAUUGACGCAAAAUGGGACCAACAUUUUAUCCAGCCAUUGACAUAUUUAAAGUAACAUUUAAAAAUGGCUGAUCCCUUGCAUGAUGUCCAAAGUAUCUCUUUAAAAAUAAGAAAGUGUUUUGUUUUGUUUUUUAUUGUAACUCCCACAAGGGAUUGUCUUUCAUAUUCAUGAGAAUGCAUUGACAUUUCAUUAGGUGUGUUCAUAAUAGACCUAAUAAAUAAAAUAAAAUAAAAAUUUCAUUUUGAAUUCCCUAUUUGGAAAAAUAUAUAUAUAUUGUACCCCUUAGUAUAAACUGUACAUUGCUGGGAAGUGAAAACAAUUGUAAAUGUCAGGAUUUCAGUUACAUUUUUUAGAGAUUUUUUUUUUCUGGAACAAUACUGUUUCUUGUUCCAUUUCCCUCUGGAUUGUAUAUUGCUUCUGUUAUGUUCAUAGGCAAAUCUGUGCAUGACUGGUGGGCUAGCCGUCAUUGUGUCUGUUUGUGAAUUUUUUUAAAAGAGGAAAAUAAAAAAUGUAAAAAAAUAAAAAAAUAAUAAUUAAAAAAAAUUCUGUAGAUGCACUUACUGUAUAUGUGAUUAGGUUCUUUGUCCGGGACUUGAUGCUUCAGCUGCCAAUGAUAUAGAGAGGGCAGCUCUUUAAUAUGAAAAUUUUUAAAUCGCUUAUGUGGGAAAAUAUAAAGAAAAAAAGAUAUGAAGUGUAGAGAAAAAAAUACAAAAAAGCGAUUUAUUUUUUUUCCGGGGAGGGAGAAAUUCUUUUUGAUGCUUGUGAUAAGACAAAUGUACUUGAGUAGAGAAAUUCCUUACGAUAAUGAAUAAGAAAGCUGAUUUUGAGUUAAUGCUGUAGAAUAGGAAUGUAUACCAAAUGUAAUCUUUCCAAUGCUACAAUGAAUUUAUACAUGAGAUUGAUAUGCAAUAAACCUGUGUGCUUUUUUAAAA
Pseudophryne corroboree (corroboree frog) is the source of this 10268-nucleotide messenger RNA. RefSeq names its product PR/SET domain 16 (gene PRDM16). The transcript is spliced from 18 exons. Gene Ontology annotation, molecular function: protein binding. The record is from RefSeq and is a predicted model, not a curated record. NCBI's taxonomy places the organism in Eukaryota, Metazoa, Chordata, Amphibia, Anura, Myobatrachidae. Bases 45 to 3953 code for a protein of 1302 amino acids.